This is a messenger RNA of Monoraphidium neglectum, 948 nucleotides long. RefSeq lists its product as hypothetical. The coding region runs from base 1 to 948 and encodes 315 amino acids. The transcript has 6 exons. Lineage: Eukaryota; Viridiplantae; Chlorophyta; Chlorophyceae; Sphaeropleales; Selenastraceae. The record is from RefSeq and is a predicted model, not a curated record.
AUGUCCCCUGAAAGGUGCAACCGCCGCAAGAACGACGGCGCCGAUAAGCGCAGCGCCCCAAACCGCCCGCAGCCGCGCGAUGCCGUCUCAGACGGGACCGACGAGGGUCAGGCCAACCCUUCGGCAGCCGGUCAAGAGGGUGAUACGAGCCACAGCGGAGGCGGUGGCCAGAGCGCCGCCGCCGGCGAUGGUGAUGCGGGCGGGGAUGCUGCAGACGAGGAAAUGCUGCAAUUAAUAGUGGUGAACGAAGACGGCAACGAGGUCGUCUUCAAGGUGUUUAUGAGCACGGGGAUGGACAAGCUCAUCCAUGCGUACUGCGACAGGAAGAAUGAGAAGCUGCACCGCUUGACGUUCCAGAGCCCAGGGGGCACGGUGCACCUUGAGGACACGGCAUGGCAGCUGGGGCUGAAGAGGUGCUACGCAAAGCACGUGCUGGAGUACCCUCUGCUGAAGCUGCCGCUGCCGGGGCGGCAGCUGACCCUCCAUUUGGGAGACCCCACUAGCCCCGAGCUGCCGUCGUUGCGGUUUGAGGUCAUGGAGGACAUGCCCCUGUUUGACGUGGUGGACGCGUACCGCGCCGCCCUGGCGUCCAACAAUCCACUUGAUCCCAUGGCGUUCAGCCGCGGCGCGGCGCUCGACCUGCAGUUGUCUGCCGCAGCGCAGCACCUGGCUGAUGGGGACUGGCUGGACGUGAUUGACAGCCUGGACUUUCGCCAAACUUUACUCAUUGAGACGCUCAUCGUCCCAGAGGCCGACUCGAGCCUGCACAAGCUGCUAGAGGGCGGCGCCGACCCCCUUGGCCACUGCGGCGUCCUGAACCCCAUGAUGGUCGCGGCCAGCAUCAACAACGUGGAUGCGGUGUGCCGGCUGCUAGAGGCGAUUGAGCGGCGCACGGCGGACCCGGAAGUUUCUGAGGACCCGCGCCUGCAGGUGAGCCGCCGCGGCUGA